AUGUUAAGAGCCUCGCCACAGAGGCUGCUGGCCAGGAGAGGGAGCCAUGCGCAGCAGCGCAGCAGGGGGCAAGCAUGCAGAGCCAGCAGCGGGGGCAGUCCCAGCACAUAUAUUGGCAGCCUCAGCUCGCAGGGCCUCAAAUUCGGCAUCGUGGCAGCGCGCUUCAAUGAGCUCGUCACCAAGCCGCUGCUGGAGGGCGUGCUUGAGGGCCUGGAGAGGCACGGCACGCAGCGUGAGACCGUGGAUGUGGCCUGGGUUCCAGGCAGCUUCGAGCUGCCGCUGGUUGCCAAGGCCAUGGCCAAGAGCGGCCAGUACGACGCCGUCAUCACUGUUGGGGCUGUGGUGAGGGGCGCUACGGCGCACUUUGACGCGGUGGUGAGCGGGGCUACGGGCGGCGUGCUGAAUGCGGGUCUGGACAGCGGCGUUCCCGUAAUCUUCUGUGUCAUGACCACCGACACCAUGGAGCAGGCAAGUGCAGCAUUCGAUGCUGCGUUGGAUAGAGCGGGAGGGAAGUCUGGCAACAAGGGGUUCGAGGCGGCUGUGACUGCAAUCGAGACAGCUAAUGUCCUCAAGGCCCUUGGCCAGCAGGGGCUUGCAAAGGGGAGGGAAGCGUGGUAA
Coccomyxa subellipsoidea C-169 is the source of this 618-nucleotide messenger RNA. RefSeq lists its product as hypothetical. NCBI's taxonomy places the organism in Eukaryota, Viridiplantae, Chlorophyta, Trebouxiophyceae, Coccomyxaceae. The transcript has 5 exons. Gene Ontology annotation, biological process: riboflavin biosynthetic process. Gene Ontology annotation, molecular function: 6,7-dimethyl-8-ribityllumazine synthase activity. Gene Ontology annotation, cellular component: riboflavin synthase complex; intracellular anatomical structure. The record is from RefSeq and is a predicted model, not a curated record. Bases 1 to 618 code for a protein of 205 amino acids.